AUGGCUUCCGCUGUUGCGUCGUCGCUCUCCGUGAACCGCGCCGUCGCUGCCGCCGUGUGCGGCGGAGAGAAUCGUCGUUCCGUGAGAAAAUUCCUCCCCCCUUCCUUUCCCUUUUCUUUUAAGGCGCCACGGAAACGUGCUUCGUCCUCCGUUAUG
Messenger RNA from Closterium sp. Naga37s-1, 156 nucleotides. Lineage: Eukaryota; Viridiplantae; Streptophyta; Zygnematophyceae; Desmidiales; Closteriaceae. The record is from the annotation of a GenBank genome assembly.